AUGGCUUUUUUGUUCAAAUCCAAGAAGAAUCAACAGGGGACGGCACUCCCAUCGGCAACCAGAAAUAUUCAUACAUCUGAGGGUGCUCCGGCUAGUAAUGCUCCCAUGCCAAAUGGGGCCAAAGUCGAUGGUAGCUUUUCGCAGACCCCAACCCCCAGCAGCAGCUACAAUAAUUCACUUAAUUCUGCGGCCAGUCCAACCAGUCCGGAUCCUGUUAGGCCACGACAGAGGGCGGAGUCUGAAUCACAGGUUCAGGUUCAACGUCCGCAGCAACUUCCAAAUGGCAUGUCUCCGCAACAAAGCCCGAAUUCGACCCUCUAUCCCUGGUCGCAACGGCGGCUGAAAUUCUCCUCGCCGCAAUCGACCCCAUUUCCCCGGUAUGGCGCCGCAAUCAAUUCGGUGGCUUCUAAGGAGGGAGACAUUUACAUGAUGGGAGGUUUGAUUGAUGGAUCUACGGUCAAGGGAGAUUUGUGGAUGAUUGAGAGCAGUGGAGGUAGCCUUUCUUGUUUUCAGAUUGCGACAGUGUCUGAGGGCCCUGGCCCACGAGUUGGACAUGCCAGCUUACUUGUCGGGAAUGCAUUCAUUGUGUUUGGUGGUGAUACUAAAAUCAAUGAGACGGAUGCGCUGGACGACACAUUGUAUCUUCUGAAUACUUCAUCUCGACAAUGGUCUCGUGCAAUCCCACCCGGAGCUCGCCCCGCUGGACGGUAUGGUCACACUCUGAAUAUUAUAGGCUCGAAGCUCUAUGUUUUCGGUGGUCAGGUCGAAGGAUUCUUCUUUAACGAUCUUAUCGCAUUCGAUCUGAACCAAUUGCAAAACCCUGCAAACAAAUGGGAAGUCCUUGUCCAGAAUAGCCAUGAGGGUGGCCCCCCUGAGGGACGAAUUCCUCCUGCACGAACCAACCACACUAUCGUCACCCAAAACGACUGUCUUUUUCUUUUUGGAGGAACGAAUGGUGUGAAGUGGUUCAACGAUGUCUGGACAUACGACCCUGGCGUGGGCACAUGGACUGAAAUAGACUGUGUCGGUUUUAUUCCCACACCACGAGAGGGCCAUGCUUCAGCUUUGGUCGGUGAUGUGAUGUACGUCUUUGGUGGCCGAACCGAUGAGGGAGUAGACUUGGGUGAUCUUUCAGCAUUCCGAAUUACCUCUCGUCGGUGGUAUUCUUUCCAGAAUAUGGGGCCAGCUCCAUCUCCCAGAUCUGGGCAUAGCAUGACUGCCUUUGGUAAACAGAUUAUCGUCAUGGCUGGUGAGCCUAGCUCCGCUCCUCGUGAUCCCAAUGAGCUCAGCAUGGCUUAUAUCCUUGACACGUCCAAAAUCCGGUACCCCAAUGAUUCUGGCCCUGUUGAGCGUAGUGCUGCUCCAAUUGGGAGGAUUGCUCAAGUGGAAAAGCAGGGGCCCUCGUCUGGACGUACAUCCCGCGAGGCACAAAGCAAUAAACCAGGCGAGUUUGGACCUAACCCAAACCUGGGGCCUGGCUCACGGCUCCCACGUGCAUCCAUUGCCCAGGCGCCCUCUGGACCCCCUCCACCGGGCCAGGCUCCAUCGCCUGGCCCUCGCGCUAAUGGUCCUCAACCUGGAGUGAACCCUCGGAGCAAGACUCCUACGAAAAUGGAUCGUGGCUACACAGGCACCGUGGAUGUUCGUGUUGCAAACUCAGAGCGAGGUGCUGAGUCCCCGGUGGCUAAGGAAAUACCUCUGGAUACACAGUCUAGUGGACAGCGCACACCAACUCAGCAAGCGCAGCGAAUGUCAGCCAAGGCAAUGGAGGCCGGUGAAGCAGCGCCAUUAAUCACUACCCCUGGCCGUCAACGAUCAUUGCGCUCCCAGCGACAGCGUGGCUCGAUGGACAGCGCGGAGGAAUCGGUGUUGGGUCGCCAAGCCAGUAUGGAUGGUUCAAUUGAGAGCCGGGCUUUCCGCAAUUCCAAGACCCUUGGUGAUGAACCUCGUUCCCCGCGCCUGACCCCCCAUCAAGAAGCCCUGAUCAAGGAGCUGGAGUCCGCUAAGGCUCGCAACGCUUGGUAUGCUUCUGAGCUGGCUCUGGCGAGAAAGGGUGGCUAUGUGCCUAAUCCAUCGAGUAGCCCCGCCAUUGAUGAACGUGCAAGCGACUCGUUGAAUGACGAGGACCGUCCAUUGGUUGAAGCUUUCCUUGCUAUGAGGGCGGAGCUGUCUAAGAUGCAGGCCACCGUUGACCGCCAAGCAUCUAUCGCGUCCAAACGCAUCGCAGAAGUAGAACAUCAGCGUGACGUGGCCGUGAGCGAGGCAGCUUACUCGCGGGCUCGGCUUGCUGCUCACGGUGGUAGUCAACGUGGAACUCCUCAACCGGAGGUCUCCCGCGACGCCGAAGAUGGCACUGAGAGACCGACCGACAUGGGUCGUCGUCUAGCAUUGGCUCUUGCAUCUCAAUCCGAGCUCAAAACCAGAUUGGAUGUUAUGACUACCGAGUUGCAGCAGGAAAGACAAGCUAAAGAGCUAGCCGAGGACACGAAUGAGGCCACUCGGAAACGAUUGGCUGAGUUGGAGAUGCAAAGCAACUCUUUGGAGACGGAGAACCUCCGCGCAGAGUUACAUCGUGCUGAAGCAUCCUCUCGAGAAGAGGCGCUGUUGCGUGCCGAGGCUGAGGCUUCGCUGAAUCAAUUGACUCUGGACAAAGAAGAGUUGCUUCUUCAGUUCGAAGAAUCUUCUGGCCGUCUUAAGGACUUCAAUUCCAACUUUGGUAGCUUGAAAGAAGCGGUCGCUGCAUCAGCUGCAAAGACAGCCAUCAUUGAGAAACAGUUGCGAGAAGAAAGAGAGCGUCGCGAAGGACUGGAGAGAAAGCUCUUGCAGCUUCGAGCGGAGCAUGAGGAGCAGACAACCGAACUUGAGAGUGUCACUCGACGCCUGGUUUAUGCUGAAGAACUCGCUGAGAGUCAUGCGAAGGAAGCCGAAACCCAUAAGAUGGCUUUCGUGUCAGGACUUGAACGAGCUACUUCUACUGACUUGGAAGCGUCACUUCGUUCUCGUGCUGAUCAGCGUGUUACUGCUUUGGAGGCUCAGAUUGAACGAUCUACCACUCUGGCCAAGGCCAACCAGGCUGCUGCCGAUGCGGCCGUUGAGAAACUGCGCCGAGCCGAAGAGCGCAUUGCCGGUUUGGAGGCAUACCAAGAGCAAGCAAGCCGUGAAGGCCUGCAGCUACGCCGCCAGCUGCAAACCGCUAUGAAGGACAGCCAGACAGCCACUGCAGAAAGUAGAGACUUGAAGGCACAGCUCGAUGCUCACCAGCGCGAGGCCGGGGCUUUGAACAUCCAGCAUGCCGCCCUGAAGGAUCUCCUGGGUGAACGCGGCAUCAACCCUACUGAUACCCGCCGCUCACCUCGUCUUGAAUCCCCUGGAUCCCGUUUCGGUACGCCGGAGCAAAGUCGUCUACGAGAAUUGGAGCACCAAUUGUCCACCAGUAUGAAGGCACAUGACGAUCUUAAGGUUACGUUUGAAAGCCGUGAGCAAGAAGCCGACCGUGCUUUCCGGGAGAAGUUAGAGCAGCUUGAGAACGAUUACCAGUCUGCUGUUCAUUACGUGAAGGGCACCGAGAAGAUGCUCAAGCGUAUGAAGGAUGAACUCGGUCGGUACAAGACUCAGAAUGCCAAGAUGCAAUCUGAGCUGGAUGUUCUCCAGACUACUGACGGUCAGACCGAUAACUCUGCAGAAGAAUGGGGUAUCGAGCGAGCCCGGCUCCAGCAAGUGAUUGGGGAUUUGGAGUUGAAUACCUCAUCUUCCAUUCAGAAUCUCGAGAACCAAAUUGCUCAGCUCCAGGAGAAUCUGACAGCCAUCGGUACCGAGAAGGAAGCCUCCAUAGCUGAGCACACUCGUAUCCAGAAAGAACUACUCGCCACUGCUGAACGCACCCGUUCUGAACUAGACCAACUGAGACAGGAAAAUGUGCAUCUUGAAACUCGUGCAUCUGAUGCCGAGCAAAAGGUCAAUAUGCUUCUCGAACAGGUGGAGACUUCGGUGGGUCACUACCGCCGCCAGUCACAGCACAUCCAAGGUCCCAAUGGUGUUUCCCGCAGCCUCAGCAACGCCUCUAGCAAUACCGCCGGCGGUCGACCUCGAGCUGAUAGCAGUGUUUCGCAGGAAUCUACUUUCUUCCCUGAUAACCGUGGGUCUGUGGCCUUGGACUCCCUUGCCAAUGAACUUGAAGCCCUUCGGAGUCACUGGGAAAGCACCAACCGCAACUAUCGUCUGAGUAGCCAGUUGGAUCUCGAACGAACUCCGACCAAGGAUGAUAGCAAUGGAUCUGCCAUGAUGAGUGACAGUCUUGCAGAGUGGCGUCGUCGGUUAGAUGAGGAUGAGCGCACUGGUGCCAACAAGCCGAAGACAAUGCCCACUGGUGCAGCCAAUGUCAUCUAA
Messenger RNA from Penicillium malachiteum, 4386 nucleotides. RefSeq names its product putative cell polarity protein (Tea1). The transcript is spliced from 4 exons. NCBI's taxonomy places the organism in Eukaryota, Fungi, Ascomycota, Eurotiomycetes, Eurotiales, Aspergillaceae. Gene Ontology annotation, molecular function: protein binding. Gene Ontology annotation, biological process: regulation of cell shape. The coding region runs from base 1 to 4386 and encodes 1461 amino acids. The record is from RefSeq and is a predicted model, not a curated record.